GGAUAUGACGUCACUGAUAAGCACCUCUAACAGUCUGUCUUCCGCUAAGCAGGCAAGCUCAGAAGUGAACAUCGCUCUCCAGAUUUCCCCCCUCAUGAAAAGUCCUUCCUAGUGGUCACAGAAAGUCCACGCAGCUCUACUCCGACAGUCUCCCUCUCUUUUUUUUUACAGACGGAGCAGUAAUCUGCGGUGCAAAUGAGUGACGGAGAGUGUGACUUUUUCUGCUUCUUCCGCUGCUGCUGAGCGCGCUCCUUAUGCGCCUCAGGCAGACAGGAAGGCAGGGUGUCUCCUAACAGUGGCACCAGGUGGAAAAGUUGCUGGAAGAAAGCAGGAGGGGGGAGGGCGGAGCUUCACAACCAUUUCAGCUACAUCUGAAGUAGGUGGAUCUGGCAGGUAGGCAGGUGGUCUACCUGUCUGGGUGGUUGAUUUGAUCGACUGGAUGUCUGUGGACAUGAACAGCCAAGCUUCAGACAGCAACGAGGACAUUGGGGUGAACUCUGAAGAGGAGGAGGAUGAGGAUGACGGAGUAGAUGAAGCUGACAUUGAAGAUUAUUAUAUAGGCGUGGCCAGUGAUGUGGAGCAACAGAGCGCCGAUUCCUUCGACCCGGAGGAGUAUCAGUUUACCUGUCUGACAUAUAAAGAGAGUCAGAGGGUGCUGAUGGAGGAAGUAAACAAUGUCGCUGCUGCACUAAAGGUUGUACCGUCGGUAGCCAAACUGAUCCUGGUUCAUUUUCACUGGCAGGUUUCACAAAUCAUGGACAGAUGCAAGUCCAACUCCUCUCUUCUCAUGUCUGAUGCUCUGGUCCAGCCCAGCAGCACCAGCAGAUUAGUCACUGCCCCCCAGUCCCUCCAGUGUGGUGUGUGUCUACAGGUUGUCAGGAGGGACUACUUGCUGACACUGCCCUGUCAGCAUUAUUUCUGCACAGCAUGCUGGGAGCAGCACUGCACUGUAUUAGUCAAAGAUGGCACAGGAGUAGGUAUCUCGUGUAUGGCUCAGGACUGUCCCCUCCGGAUGCCAGAGGACUUUGUUCUGCCUCUGCUGCCGGGAGAGGAGCUGAAGGACAAAUACAGACGCUACCUCUUUAGAGACUACAUUGAGAGUCACUUCCGGUUGCAGUUGUGUCCAGGAGCAGACUGCCCCAUCGUCAUCAAGGUUCAGGAGCCUCGAGCGCGCAGAGUUCAGUGUAGCCGCUGUGGUGAAGUCUUCUGUUUUAAAUGCCGUCAGAUGUACCACGCACCCACAGACUGUGCAACCAUUCGGAAAUGGCUGACCAAAUGUGCAGACGACUCCGAGACUGCAAACUACAUUAGUGCACACACUAAAGAUUGUCCGAAGUGCAAUAUCUGCAUUGAGAAGAACGGAGGGUGUAAUCACAUGCAAUGUUCCAAGUGCAAACACGACUUCUGCUGGAUGUGCCUUGGAGACUGGAAGAGCCACGGCAGUGAAUACUACGAAUGCAGCCGCUACAAAGAAAACCCGGAUAUAGUUAACCAGAGCCAGCAGGCUCAGGCUAGAGAGGCCCUGAAGAAAUACCUCUUCUACUUUGGGAGAACCACAACAAGUCUCUGCAGCUGGAAGCUCAGACGUACCAGAGGAUCCAGGAGAAGAUCCAGGAAAGAGUCAUGAACAAUCUGGGAACGUGGAUUGACUGGCAGUACCUGCAUAAUGCUGCAAAGCUUCUCGCUAAGUGUCGCUACACACUGCAGUACACCUAUCCGUAUGCCUAUUACAUGGAGUCUGGGCAACGUAAGCAGCUGUUUGAGUACCAACAAGCGCAGCUCGAAGCCGAGAUCGAGAACCUGUCCUGGAAGGUGGAGCGGGCCGACAGCUAUGAGAGGGGGGUGGUGGGGGGUGAGGGGGACCUCAGUGCGAGUGACAGAGGGGAUCUGGAGAAUCAGAUGCACAUUGCAGAGCAGAGGCGACGUACGCUGUUGAAGGACUUUCACGACACCUGAGGCUCCGAUUGCAACUGCAGAGCACCAGCAUCUCCUUCCUCACCUUUUUCCUGCUUCCUUCCAUGACUUUCUCUGGGUGCAGCCACAUUGAUUUGCUUUUCACCACUUGUCCAUUUGCAUCCCUUUAUUUUUUUGCCUCCUCCUCUCAUUUCGGUAAUGCUGCAGGGUCACAGAAUGUCACGAUUGUCUGGCCCCGCCCCCUCGUGUUUCAUCUGCUCCUCAUGCACACACUUUUUGGUUUUUAGAGCAUUAACCCACCAUGGUUACACUUGUUUCAGCUCUUCAGACCUGCUUAUGUUUGAGGUUUAAAGUAUGAAGACAGUAGCCCCGCCCCCUGCUCAUGUAAUUAGACGUUUCCGUGGUAACACAGCAGUUUUUGCCCACAGAAGCAGCCCUGUUAGUUUUCCUCCGAUCUCAUUUGUGUGGAAUAAAACUGAAACAAAAAGCACAUGGAGCGAAAUGAUAAUUGAAAAGCUUGUGGUUGUAAUAGGUAGGGGAGUAUUGUAAAACCAAAAUGAGUAGCAGGUGCCGGUCAGUUUUGUCUGGUUACAAGCAAAUGUGAAAUUUAGUUUUGUCUCAUGUGAGACUGAUGGAGAUGAAUAAAACAUAUAAUGCCACAGGGUGUUUGAAGGUAUGAAGUUGUUCAAAUCCUCUGCUGCAAACUUCACCUGUGCAGCUCAGUGAUGCUUUUGCGAACAUUUACUAACCACAUCAGGUACAGAGCAACAGUAAAGCCAGCAGACAUUGUUCAAUUUAAGCUAUUUUUAUAUCAGCUUCAAUAAAUAAAUAAAUAGUCACAAUUUGUGGAUUGAAUUCUCCGUUGAACUGAGAAAGCGUAAUCAUGAUGAAUGUGUAUGUAGAUGGCAGCUGCUUUAACCUUUCUUGCAAGUCUUUCCCUUUGACUUAACCUGCUGGUUCUACUGCCAGCAGAUGAUAAUUAGGAUGACUACCUAUUUGGUAAAUAUUAUUAAAAUUCUGCUUUUUUUUUAAGUAAAAUUGUGUAGAUUAAAUCCAGAGUGAGUUGAAUUUUGAUAAUGGUUUAAUUUAUUAAUUAGGUGAUCUAAAACCAUACGAUGAUGAUGAAAUGAUAUUGAUGAAACAAGUGUAAUCUGUCACUCACACACUAAAGAAUAACAGGAUGACAUCUUUAUCAUGGUGUGCAUACGCCAACACACUCCAUAACAACAAAAACAUUUCCUGUUAGUUUGUCUCCUAUUGUGUUUGCGCUUCUUUCUUUAGUCAUCCCCCUUGUUUUGUUAUUUUUUCAGUUUUUGUUUUUUCUUUUUCCCUGCUUAUAUUGUUCAAUUUUCUUCUGGAAAACAGCUGUGUUGACCAUUUAAAAAAAUGUAAAAAGGACAGAAAAAAACAAAAAAAAAAACCAAAACAAAAAAAGCUGUAAUUUUCAAUGGUUGUACAUUAAUACAGAAAUAGAGUUACUGAGAGAGUUUUUAAAACUGGA
Oryzias melastigma (Indian medaka) is the source of this 3415-nucleotide messenger RNA. It is a transcript of the gene arih2, whose product is annotated as ariadne homolog 2 (Drosophila). Gene Ontology annotation, molecular function: zinc ion binding; ubiquitin conjugating enzyme binding; ubiquitin protein ligase activity. Gene Ontology annotation, biological process: protein polyubiquitination; positive regulation of proteasomal ubiquitin-dependent protein catabolic process; ubiquitin-dependent protein catabolic process. Gene Ontology annotation, cellular component: ubiquitin ligase complex; cytoplasm. NCBI's taxonomy places the organism in Eukaryota, Metazoa, Chordata, Actinopteri, Beloniformes, Adrianichthyidae. The record is from RefSeq and is a predicted model, not a curated record.